AUGAAAAGCAGUGCAAUAAAAGUAAACAAAGCAGUGAAGUGUCAGCUCGACCAAGAGCUCGAGUCGAGUAGAGCAAAAGCCUUUAAAUACAAGAGGAUUAGGUUUAGGGUCAAAGGAAAGUCAAGGGGGAAGCAACAUUUUUCGGGUUUGACUUUGACUCCCCAGCUCGAUCGAGUUGAAGCUUGGCCGGUCGAGUUGAGGAACUCGACCGGUUGGUCGAGUGGACGGUCGAGCUGGUCUUCAAGAUGGCUUCUCCCUUCUUCCUUUGCGUAUCCAGUUGAGCUGCUUCCAUGUGCCAAGUCCCUCCAUGCUCCUUGUCCCAUAUGCUCCAGAAUGCUCCAAAAGACCUAUUUCAAAGGACCAAACAUGCAUAUCUGUCCGCUCUACUUCACACCUCUACGGUCACCUGAAAACAUUAAACAAAAGGAGGAUUCCCUAAACUCCAAACACAAACGCCGCGGGCUUCUAACCCCACCUGCACCUGCAAUGAGGCGCCUAGGUGCAUUAGCCACAUUCUCUGCCCACGCCUGUGAAGGUUCACGCUUAUCCGGAAUCACACAGAAACUAGAUGAACGUCUUCACCCGGGCACUACAGUCCAUCGCGGUACCCGGUUCAUCCUUCCAUCUAUUGGCCUUACUGGCGCACCAUGCCAAUGUCUGGUUGGAUCCCAUAUCGUCAUAUGGUACCAUACUCGGCCAAGGCAGCUGACCAGGUUAUCCUCCGAGUCUUCCUCCCUUCAUGCACAGCAUCCACGCUGCCAAUCCGGUUGGGCUCUGACGUGCGAGAAUGCGCUUGACUACACCUUCCUAGACAACAUGUGGUUAGACACGCCACAUGUUCUCAGUACUUAG
Molecule: messenger RNA, 852 nt
Organism: Microthlaspi erraticum
Lineage: Eukaryota; Viridiplantae; Streptophyta; Magnoliopsida; Brassicales; Brassicaceae
Source: the annotation of a GenBank genome assembly